AUGGGGGCGAGGAGAAUUGGGGGAGAGGGUUGUGGCGGGCCGAGGAAGCGCAGCGAGUGCCACCAUAAAGGGGACGGGGGCGAGGAGAUGGGUGGGGGAGGCGUGCUGUGGUCGUCCCUUCACCUGGACGGCCUCUGCUGCCCGCGCUGCCCCUUCUGCGUGCUCUUCCCCUGCCUCUCCAAGCUGCAGCAGAUCAGCAACCACUUGGAGCUGCUAAAGCCCAACCCCAGGGACCCUCCGGACAAGCAAGCAAGAGAUCUCGCUUUCGCCAGGCUGGCGCUGGCCGGCGAUGCUGACCUGGCGGGCGGCGUGCGGGAGGCGAGUGAUCUUCUGACACUUGGCAGUAGCGAGCACUGUGGGAAGCUGCGGGCACUGGAUCGGCUGUUAAACCAGUGGUGUGGGAGUGGGGAUAAAGUUCUGCUGUUCAGCCACUCGGUCAAAAUGCUGGACGUGCUUCAGCGGUUUCUAGAGGCCCGAGGGAUCUCAUUUUCUCGACUCGACGGCUCCACCUCCACUGCCACGAGACAGGCUCUCGUGCACGGUUUCAACUCCAGCCCUUCUAUACAGGUGUUCCUCAUUUCCACCAAGGCAGGAGGAAUCGGUCUCAACUUAGUUAGCGCGAAUCGGGUGAUCAUAUUGGAUCCCACGUGGAACCCGGCUCACGAUCUACAGGCUCAGGAUCGCUCCUUCCGAUUCGGGCAGACGCGGCACGUGUCGGUGUACCGGCUAGUGGCAGGAGGGACAGUGGAGGAGGUGGUGUAUCUGCGGCAGGUGUACAAGCAGCAGCAGACCAACAUCGCGAUCGAAGGGGCUUCAGAGCAGCGAUACUUCACUGGGGUGCAGGGCUUCAAAUCCCACCAGGGGGAGCUAUUUGGAGUGGCGAACCUGUUUCAAGACCGCAGCACGAGCAUUCUAUCAGCGGAGAUCAUUGGCAAGGCAGCGAGGCAACCGCAGAGGCAGCAACAGCAGGAAAAGCAGCAGGAGGAGCAGGGACGGGAGGAUGAGAAAGAAGUGAAUGUAGAUAGAAAGCGCCAGGAGGAGGUGGAAAAGAGAAGAAAUAAGAGUUCUGAAGCGCCCUCGGUUAUGAGGGAAAAGCCGCACUGUGAUUCGCAAAAGGACGAAGAUGAUCUGCUUGUGGUGCAGGUGCCUGAUGGUGGCAUCGCACCUGAAACACCUGGGGAGUCUCCUGAAUCACCUGGCAUAUCACCUGAAGCACCUGGGGAGCACAGGCUGGAGGGGAAUCCAGGAUUUGCGAGUGCAGAACGAGGCGAAGGGCUUGGCUUGGCAAGCAAGAGAGAGGAAUUGAUGGUGAAAGCCGGUAGGGUGAAGGGGAGGAAGGAGGAUGAGGAGGACAAUGGGACGGUUGAGAAGUUUGAGGGGCAGGAGACAGCGGAGAGCAGUGCGGAGGACAUGGAGCUUCCGAUAGGGAGUGGCGGAGGAAUCGAGGAGCGGAGCGGAAUGGCCGCGCAGGAGAAUGACAUCAACGACCUUUUCCGUCCGUCCCUAUUCCAAUCCCUCAUCAUAUCCCGCAUACCCCUCUCCAUGCCCUUCCAACCCACCCCCCUUUCUCUCCCCCCCCCCGCACCCCCUACUCUACACAUCCCCCUACCGCUCCGCCCAGGCGGUCUGAGCCAGCUUCCCCCGGGGGCGGCCGCGGCACUGCGCGGGGCGCUGCGGUGGGCUCCGCCCGCUCCGAAGAACGACGAACCCAAGCGGCUGAAGAUCAACCUGGACCUUGACAUUUACCGCGCGCGCAACCUGUUCCGCAUUGGGAAGGCGCAAGACGCGGAAGGGCUCAUGCGCAAGGCUGUGCGCGACUGGCCGGACGACGGGCGCCCGUACGUGGUGCUGGGACGCAUGCUCCAGCGGAAGGGCAGGCUGGGAGAAGCGCGCGGAGUCUUUGAGGAUGGCUGCCAGGCGCUGGGCGGGGAUAACGCGUUCAUUUGGCAGACCUGGGCUGUGCUGGAGGCGCAAGCAGGCAACGUGGAGAAGGCUCGAAAGCUGUUUGAUGCUGCCACGGUGGCAGAUGAGAGACACGUGGCAGCAUGGCAUGGGUGGGCGGUGCUGGAGCUGAAGCAGGGGAAUGUGCGCCGGGCGAGGGAGCUGCUGCAGAAGGGGCUCAAGCUGUGCGGCGGGAACGAGUACAUAUACCAGAUGAAUGCCAAGAGCGCUGCCAGCUACUCUGGCAGUGAUGGAGGUGCAGAGUGGGCGAGUGGCAGAAGCGAGGGCGCUCUUCCUGCAGGCCACGCGGAUGAACCCCUUUCCCCUCUCUCCUCACCCCCUCCUCACACCGUUUUUUCCCAGACUCUCGCAGUGAUGGAGGUGCAGAGCGGGCGAGUGGCAGAGGCAAGGGCGCUCUUCCUGCAGGCCACACGGAUGAACGCCAAGAGUGCCGCCAGCUGGCUGGCAUGGGCGCUGCUGGAGGCUCAGCAGGGAGAUGGCGCCUCUGCCCGCCUGCUCUUCCAGGUACCACCUUCCCCUGCUCGUCCAGGUACCACCUUCCCCUGCUCGUCCAGGUACCACCUUCCUCUGAUCUUCCAGGUGCGCCCUCCCCUGCUCUUCCAGCGUUCCCUGAAUGCCAGUCCCAAGAACCCCUAUACUCCCAAGAACCCCUACACAUGGCAGGCGUGGGGGCUGUUUGAAGCAGCGCAGGGGAGGUACGACCGGGGGAGGUUGCUGCUGCAGCGGGGGGCGCAGCUCAACCCCAAGGACGCCGCGCUGCUGCAGGCGCUGGCUCUGCUGGAGUAUGAGUGCGGCUUUACAGGGACAGCAAGGGAGCUGUUCAGCCAGGCUUCUCUUGUUGAUCCCAACCACCAGCCUGUGUGGACGGCAUGGGGGUGGAUGGAGUGGAAGGAGGGGCGGGUGCAGCGAGCAAGGGAGCUCUACCAGAGAGCAGUGGAGGGAAAUGACUCCUCGCCCAACGCUGCCAGAGUGUUCCAGGCAUGGGCCGUGUUGGAGGAGCGGGAGGGGAACAUAGGCCUGGCAAGAGCGCUGUUCAAAAGAGCACUGGCAGCAGAUUCCGGCAACUCGGUGGUGUGGCGCUCGUGGGCCGCAAUGGAGGAGAGGCAGGGGAACGCCGUGCGGGCGGAGGAACUUCGGUUGAUGCGCCUUCAGCAGCGCACUGAAGUGGUGGAGCCGACCUCAUGGGACCUAGGGGGAAUCAUCGGGCCAGCCAUCGACCGCAUGAAAGCCCUCUUCAGCCCCACACGCCCCAUGCCAUUCUCCUCCUCUCGAGCCGACGUCUCAAGUAGCAGCAGCAGCAGCAACAGUGGUAGCAGCGGUGACAGUAGCAGCAGGGAGGGUGCCAGCAGCAGUGGUGCUGCAGCCGGGGAGGCAGAGGGGGGUUCUGCUGCUCUCCUGGACGAGUAUGGGGAUGAGGUGGAGGAAUUUGACGUUGAUGGUUUUUUGGCUGCCCGGCUUCCAAAACAAUUUUCCAAGCUGUUGGAUGAUGUGGAUGGGGUCGGGAAGAGCAUUUGGAGGAAACCAGUUAGUGUUGAGGGCAUGCGACAGAGAAGGUUUACAGGGGAGUUUGAGAAGGAAGCAGAUCCAGGAGUGAGGGAGGCGACUUGA
Closterium sp. NIES-65 is the source of this 3570-nucleotide messenger RNA. Lineage: Eukaryota; Viridiplantae; Streptophyta; Zygnematophyceae; Desmidiales; Closteriaceae. The record is from the annotation of a GenBank genome assembly.